UUUUAGUCCAAAAUUCGUAAGAAAAUCCCCAAAUGAGCGAUAAAGACGACGAUGACAUCGAAUGUUGUGGCUCUGGAUGUACUAAUUGUGUCCUCGAUCGCGACCUUGGCACACGAACGAUACCGAAAGAAGGUUGCUGGAACGUGAUAACAACAAAUUACUCAACAUUCCGACUUGCGAGCAUCGAAAAAUGUACAUUUAAUACUUACCUGUUGACUUUUCGAUGGGAUGACGAGCGUCUCGUGAGGAAUUUUGAAGAAAAAUCUCCAAUUUUAAGCAUUUCUGGAGGAAGUCACUUGAUGUUACGAGCUCCAAAGGACUUUUCUGAAGGAAAUUUUAAUGAAAUUUUCGAAAAUUUUCAUGAAAAUUCCUUAAAAACGUCAAAAAAUGAAAAUUUUCAAAGGAAAAUUGUGGAAAAACACGACAAAACGGAAGAAGACGUCUUCAUAAGUCGUCCUUACACUCCAAUUCUCGUCGAUGAAGUUACUUGCUCCUUCUCAAUCCUCGUAAAAUUAGAGCCUCAUGGUCUGAUGUCGACUUACAUCCAAAAAUUACACGUCGGAGCACUUACAGAAUGGAAAGGAACAUACAACAAUCUCCCACAGACGUCCAUUAAAGCAGCUGAUCGCAUAAUUUGCUUCAGUCAUGGAGUGUCAAUCGCGCCUUUUUACUCCUUGGCACAAGAACUUACCGCUGACGAGUCAUUCGAAGGUGCCAUAGAACUUUUUGCGUGUUUCAAAGACAUGAAAAACAUUUUGUUACGUGACAAGUUAAUCGAGUUGAAUGGUUAUUGGAAUUUUAAGAGCACAAUUGUGCUGUCGCGAGAACGUCAUACGAGUGAAAAUUGCAAAAAAGGCUGUUUUUGUACGGGAAGUCAUCAAAAAUUCAAUGAAAAAUUGAUUUUUGGGAGAUUAAAUGAAGAGUUUUUGAAAGAAAAUGUAAAAAUUUGCCAAAAUGAGAAAACUGUGAUAUUAAUUUGUGGCUCAGAAGACUUUGUAAAGUCGAUUUUUAAUGCCUUUGAUCCACAAAAUGGGUUGGAAAUACAUAUUUUAUGACAAAAAAAUAAA
Messenger RNA from Culicoides brevitarsis, 1067 nucleotides. Its product is annotated as NADH-cytochrome b5 reductase-like. Lineage: Eukaryota; Metazoa; Arthropoda; Insecta; Diptera; Ceratopogonidae. The record is from RefSeq and is a predicted model, not a curated record. The transcript has a single exon. Bases 33 to 1055 code for a protein of 340 amino acids. Gene Ontology annotation, molecular function: cytochrome-b5 reductase activity, acting on NAD(P)H.